Molecule: messenger RNA, 8562 nt
Organism: Felis catus (domestic cat)
Lineage: Eukaryota; Metazoa; Chordata; Mammalia; Carnivora; Felidae
Gene: MINDY2
Product: MINDY lysine 48 deubiquitinase 2
Exons: 10
Coding region: 195-2174 (659 amino acids)
Biological process (GO): protein K48-linked deubiquitination
Cellular component (GO): cytosol; cell periphery
Molecular function (GO): K48-linked deubiquitinase activity; cysteine-type carboxypeptidase activity; cysteine-type deubiquitinase activity
Source: RefSeq, a predicted model, not a curated record
GGCGCUCAGUCACUCCCCAAGCAGGCGGAUAGCGCGGCGGCGCGCGCGCGCGCUCCCGGUGCCCUCCCCGUGACGUGCCUGGCCGAGGCCGCGCAAGGGCGCUGUAGCUGCCAGUGCCGCUGUCAUGGCGUCCGAGGCGCUGGCUGAAGAGAACCCGCCGCGGUCUCCUUAGAGCGAGGGGCUGGCGGCUGGGCAUGGAGAGCGGCCCCGAGAGCCUGCAGCCACUAGAACACGGGGUGGCCAUCGGGCCAACGCCAGGGACAGGUUCUCCGCAGGAAGGGCCACCGGAGACCAGGCUCGCCGCCGGAGAUGGUCCUGGAGUAUGGGCGGCGGAGAGCAGAGGCGGGAAUGGGCAGGGGGCGGCGGCCGCCGGGAGGAGCCUCUUGGACUCCGUUUCUCCCGCCGGCUCUCCUCAGGUUCCCAGACCCUGCAGCUCCUUUCCGGGCUUGGACUUGAAGGAGAGCGAUUUGGAGAACACUGCUGCCCAGAAGGCGCCUCUGAGAGGGCAACGCAAGGUGACCGCCUCGCCGGAGACCGCGGAGGCCGGAGCGGACCAUGGAUCGGGUCCGGCCGGAGACGCCGGCUGCCGCGCGGAUUCCGCCGGCACCUGCCGGGCAGAGUUGGCGGCCGCCGGCUCCGAGGAGCCUAGCAGCGCCGGCGGCCUCAGUAGCAGUUGCAGCGACCCGAGCCCUCCUGGGGAAUCGCCAAGCCUGGACUCCCUGGAGUCGUUCUCUAACCUGCAUUCUUUCCCCAGUAGCUCUGAGUUUAAUAGUGAGGAGGGAGCAGAGAACCGGGUCCCCGGGGAGGAGGAGGAGGGCGAGGGCGCGGCGGUGUUGCCCCGGGCUGUGCCUCUUUGCCGAGAAGAGGAGGAGGAGGAGGAGGGGGAGGAAGCUCAGGUACUGGCGGCCUCCAAGGAACGCUUCCCGGGACAAUCUGUCUAUCACAUCAAGUGGAUCCAGUGGAAGGAAGAGAACACACCCAUCAUCACUCAGAAUGAGAAUGGACCCUGCCCUUUGCUGGCCAUCCUCAAUGUUUUGCUUCUGGCCUGGAAGGUGAAACUUCCACCGAUGAUGGAAAUCAUAACUGCUGAACAGCUGAUGGAAUAUUUAGGAGAUUACAUGCUUGAUGCAAAGCCAAAAGAAAUUUCAGAAAUUCAACGUUUAAACUAUGAGCAGAAUAUGAGUGAUGCUAUGGCAAUCUUGCACAAACUACAGACAGGCUUGGAUGUAAAUGUAAAAUUCACUGGUGUUCGAGUGUUUGAAUAUACACCAGAAUGCAUAGUAUUUGAUCUUCUUGAUAUUCCUUUGUACCAUGGGUGGUUAGUGGACCCACAGAUUGAUGACAUUGUAAAAGCUGUUGGUAACUGCAGCUACAACCAGCUAGUGGAGAAGAUCAUCUCUUGUAAGCAGUCAGACAAUAGUGAGCUGGUUAGUGAAGGCUUUGUAGCUGAGCAGUUUCUAAAUAACACAGCCACUCAACUGACAUACCAUGGAUUAUGUGAACUAACUUCAACGGUUCAGGAAGGAGAACUUUGUGUGUUCUUUCGGAAUAAUCAUUUUAGCACCAUGACCAAAUACAAGAAAGGAUCUUUAUGCUUUCUGAUACCCAUGUCGUAUCAUCCCCGGACCAAGCUCUACAAGGAGGAAGUCCAUAGGGCAAAGGAUUACCUAGGAAAGGGUCUACUGUAUUUGCUGGUAACAGACCAGGGGUUUCUUACAGAAGAAAAAGUUGUUUGGGAAAGCCUACACAAUGUGGAUGGUGAUGGAAAUUUCUGUGACUCAGAAUUUCAUCUGCGGCCUCCUUCAGAUCCUGAAACCGUAUACAGAGGACAACAGGAUCAGAUAGAUCAGGACUAUCUUAUGGCAUUAUCUCUACAACAAGAACAGCAGAGCCAAGAGAUCAACUGGGAACAAAUACCCGAAGGAAUCAGUGAUUUGGAACUAGCAAAGAAACUCCAAGAAGAGGAGGAUAGACGGGCUUCUCAAUAUUACCAGGAACAGGAACAAGCAGCAGCAGCUGCUGCUUCUGCUUCUCCACAGGCCCAGCAAAGCCAGCCAGCACAAGCCUCUCCAUCAAGUGGAAGACAAUCUGGGAAUAGUGAACGUAAACGAAAGGAACCUCGAGAAAAAGAUAAAGAAAAAGAAAAGGACAAAAAUAGCUGUGUCAUUUUGUAACAGUGGUGGGUUCUGUUGGAUGCGUCUGUAUGUCUUGAGAAACAAAACCACAGGAGGAAAGGAAGAAAAACCGAUAAAUACCGUCUGUGCCUGAUUUCCCAAUGGAUUUUGUUCAUGUUUUUCAGGGGAAAGGUUGUUACUUAGUUACAAUCAGACUUUUUCAAGUCACACAGUACACUCUUCGUGAGCUGGAGUUUCGCGUUACAAGUUGGAAAUGCUGUGUGGUAUCAUACAUGAAAAAUACUGCACUUGUAGCCAAAUAAGCAAAUCACAGCAAAUUUUGUGUCAUAGUGACAUUCAUAACUCAUAUCAGUUAGUAAGCUAUUUUAUCUUUUGUUCUAACAAUGAAUGGAGGUAACUGAUUUUGUCUGAUUCCUUCCUGAAAUCUAAAUAUUAGCACAAUAGUUUCUGAAAUUAAUUUUUACAAUGUUAAAUUAUUAUCUAAUCCAAGAGAAACCAGGGGGUUAAUAUAGGGAUAUAAAAGGAAAACACACACACACACACAGACACACACAAUCUCACACACACACAAAACACAAGAAACAAACCAAGACAAAAAAUAACAAAUAAAUAACCUUUAAUCCUGUAUUGGACUAGUUCAGCCCUUGAACAGCUUUACCUUUCUUUAGGAAUGUACAUUUUAGAUACUAUCUUGAGAACUGAUAAUGGAGCUUGGGUUUAAUUUAGAUAGAAAAAAUAAGUUGUAUUUCUUUUCCAAUAGCAAAAAAAAUUACAUAACACUAAUACUCAUAUUCUGUAAAAUCAGAUAUUAAUGACUUUGUAGUGUUGUGAAAUUUUGAGGAAUUUUGAAAUCUUUAAUAUACGUAACUUGUACUACAGUUACUAUUUAUUGAAAGUGCGAUAACUGAUAAGAAGGAAACCACAGUGGAUGCUAGUCCUUGUAAAUACAGGAAUAUAGAAAAGCAGAUAGUUCAGAUGUCUACCUUUUUCUAGAAUUACCUUGAACCUUAAAAUUUAAAUCAUGUUUAUUUGCUAGAAAAUUACGUAUACUUAGUAAAGCCAACAAAAAAGCACAUUUCUGAAAGGAAGUUAGAGAUAUAAUCUCUGAGUCUAGUGAAACGCAUUAAUAAAAAUCUGUUUGAAAAUAGAUAAGAAUUGGGAGGAAUUUAUGUAAAAGCAAUCAGACUUUUUUAACUUAUGGGAACCAAAUAGACCUAUAACAUCUUGUAGUGUUUAUAGGAUUCAGAAAGAAUAUUUAUUGAACUUUAUUAUGAGGCAACACAUAUUUUCCUGUAUUUCUACUAUCCUUAAUAGUCCUUUUUAUAUAUGCUUUAUAUUUAAAAGUUUGAUUUAGUCAUUUUUGAAAAGACUAUUGCUGCUGCAGGUAGUUAUGUGAUUUACAUUCUAAGCCUCAGUAAAUUUGUUUAGGAGCAUCUUUAUCUAACCUGAGCAUCCACUUGGAGAAUGUUUUUUGUGGUCUGGGGUGACAGUAGACUACAAAAAAAAAAAUGUGGUGUAGAGUUCUUAAGCUAUGUCUUUAACAUUCUCCGUGAUCCAAGACUAUUUAUAGGAUGAGUCUGUAUGUAAAAAUAAAAAGUAAAGUCUUAUUUAUGGAAGGAAUUAUUCUAAGGGAAAAAUCCAGGGUCAAGCUGUAUCUUUUAUGUCAUGUCCUUCUGUAUUGCAUGUCUGGUUAUGUUAUACCAUUUGUUACUCCUUCAGAUUUCCUAUACUAGCAUGAUAAAUCAUCAGAGAACCUGUUUGGGGUAUAACACUUUGAUACAAAAUAUCUGGUGAGUCUCUUGUUAAUAACCUAGAAUAUGUGUACAUUGUGAAAUAAUCAAAUUACUACAGAAUUCUCUGUUGGCUCAAGCAAGUUGACCUUAGUUCAAGUUUACUCUUGAUACCACUCUAUUGGUUGGAGGAGGAAAAUGAAACCUUAGGGUUUGUUUUUCCUAGAAGAGAUAGUAGUGACAGUGCAUUAUAUUUUAAUAAGAAAAACAAAACAGUAAAUCCUGAGAAAUUUUAAAAAGCAUAUUUGAGGCGUAUUUUUCCAUAAUUAUAUACUUAUCUAUUUAUUACCCUUGAAAAAUAUAUGUGUAAAAGUUAUUCUUCUGUUAUUUGUUACUAUCUUCUUAAUUUGUUCCAAAGAUAAUACUGCCAUUCUGCAUUCCCUCUGGAAGGAAAAAAAACAAAAAAACAAAAAAAAAACAACUCAAAACCAGCAGUGCUGCUAUCAGAUAAGUAGAUGUCAAUGUAUACUUAUAAAAAAUAACUAAAAAAUGUAAUGUGUUUGUUAAUUCAACCUUUUUUCUACAUAAUAUUUCCAACUCAGACUUUCUUACAUUCCUGGAAUUCAGUUUGAUAUACCAAGAGUAAUACUGAUAAAAUGUUUGCUUUGAUUACUGUGAGGAAAAAACUAAAUGUUCAAUUCUAUUAAAACAAACUUCUUGGGAGAUACUGGUUUCCCAACCUUGAAGGUUAGAGCUAUUGUGUCUUUAUAUUCUUAAAUUUUGCUCAAGGCAACAAAUUACAUAUUCAGACAUUUCAUUGCUGGUUUGGGGAUAUUGGAAUUUGAUAGUGGUGUAUUACAGGCUUUCCUUCGCAAUAUUUUGUAGUACUUGAAAACUGUUACAUGAACUGCUAGCAGAAGUUAGAACUUAAACAUUUUUGUUUUUAAUAUUUGUAGGCUAGAUUAGGGACACAUUUGUAUCAACCAAUCACUAUUACAGCUAGCAAAAGAGACAUGAAUGAAUGGAUAUGGUCACUGCACUUUCUUGUACUUUCAAAGGCUAUUUCAUAAGUUUAGUGACCAGUCUUUGUUAGCAAUAUGAAAAGUGUCCUCAUGUGUAACCCCAGUGAAUCAACAAUGCUGUGAUUUACAAUAGGUUAUCAACACUUAGAAGUACGUGUGAGAGAAAGAGUGAGAGAGAAUGUGUGUGUGUGUGUGUGUGUGUGUGUGUGCGCGCGCGCGCACGCGCAUGUGAGUGUGUGUGUUUGAAGCAAGGAUCCAUGACUUCUAUUGUCAAAGGAAUCUGGGAACCUUCCCUCAAAUUUUACCAUUUAAGAAUACACACACACAUAAAUAACCUAAGCCAUUUGGGCAGCUAAAAUUGGCAUUGGCUGUUUCUUAUAAUAUGCUGGUCCAGUGUGCUUAGGUGAAGUAACUUCUUCCAUGUUUCAGGGUAUCUGUUGGCUUAACAGUUGAGUGAGGCAUAGACUAGAGUUCAGGAUUAAGUUGUAUAAUAUAUUUUGUUUUAGUCUCUCAUAUUUCUAGUAUUUGACUACUUAUCCCAUAUUAUGUUUCAAAUUCUUCCUCAUACUUCUUGAUCUUAGCUUAAUUAAGCAAGUUAGUAUUAGAGAUUAAUUGACUGAAUCCAACAUUAACCAUUUUGUACUGGCACAAAACCUUAACACUUUGUUUUUACUGAAUCACCAGCUCAGGUCAUUAAGAGAGAUCUUGAUAGAAAAGAGGACUAGAAGGCAAAUAGAUAUCUAAGGAAAGAAUUAUAGUCCUCAUAUUAAUGUUGGCAUAUGAAGCUGAUAUUUAUAAAGUCCUGCUGGAGAAAUACAUUCAAGGCAAAAAUUUCCAGAACUGUCCUCAAACUUCAUUUAUUUAAAAAAAAAUUGCUUUAAAGCAAAAUGAUUACAUUUCACUUAAUUUCCUAUUAAAUAUUCCAGUUAUUUUAAAAUACGAUAGAAAACCUACAGGCUUUGCCUGUCGUACAAUAUUUGGGCAUACAACUUAAACUGUAAUUGUAAACUUACUAAUGUUUGAUAAAAUACAUGGAGGCAUUAAAGAUAGUAUGUAAUUUGUAUUUUAAGGAACUAGAAAUAGGCAUUCUUAACUGUUUUAUGUCUAAAAAUCUGGCUUUUAUCUUUCCAUGGACAAACUUUCUAUGCCUCAGUUUACUCUAAAUAUGUAAAGGAUGUUCAUUUUUUCAGAGCGUUAACACUCCUGAGUAAAGGACAAAGUAUAAGCUCAGAGUAUUACUUAAAUAAUCAUAUAUAUAGUUUUUGUUCUUGAGUGUGCAGAUCUUUUCCCCAAUCACAAUAUUUCUUAAAGUCAGUUUUUUUAAUGCUGUUAAAUUUGUAAAAUUACCUUGUCUUUGAGUAUGGCAUUAUCUCUUCCUAAAAUGUAUUUUGCAGUUGCUUUUGGACUAUAUGAUCAAAAUCAAGAGAAUUUGGGGAGUAUAAAAAGCAUUAAAAGUCUAUUUUUUCCAGUAUCUUUCAUAUAUCUAAGUAUUUAGAUUGCCUUUUUCUCCAUGUAACAAAGCACAUUGGUAUCAGGUCACUAAUACAUACAUGUAAAACUUUUGCGCAUGGAUGAGAGUUCCUAGGUUCUCUAGGAAUAUAAUGGCUUUUUGUUUUAUUUUAUUUUAUUUUAUUUUACUGAUAUUAUAGCUACUGAGAAAAUCUUAUGAAGAAUCAACGUUACUUUUCUCAGGUGACACUUUAAAACAAAGUUUAAAAUCGAAGGCUUGUUAGCCAAAAAAAUUUACGAAAGAGAGAUAAUGGAGUCUGAGGGACAGAUUGCAGGACCCUGAUAAUUUUAACUUCUUUUGAAGAUUUAUCUUAAUUUUUUAAUUCAUGCAUGUCUCUUACUUAAUCCCAGGGUCUCUGCUGUUAGAAAUUAGAGUUUAAUACAUUGUGAUAUGCAUAUGUAUUUUUACAUAAAGUAUUCUAAUUUCUAGUUUCACUUUUCUGAUCUAAAAACAUUAAAUUUUUAAAAACUGGGUAAAAGUCUUCCAACUGUUGCUUCAAGUUCGGGUUUGUCCUUUUGUCCUGAGAUUUAGACUUCUCUCCCUAUAACAGUCUUUUUUAGAACAUGGUACUAUCCCAUAUAAGGUAUUGAAAUACCAUAGCAGAAAUACAAAACCUAAACUUUAAAUCACAGUAGAUUUAAAAGACAAAAAGAGUUCUAUUGUUAUUCUGCAGUGCCUGUUCUUUACCUAAUAUUUUAACUUUAAGAAUUUAAGAAUUUUUUCAAAUAACUUAAUAAUUUGUCAUGAAUUUUAAAAAUUUUAUAUCCAUCUUAACUACACUACAGAGAGGCAGAGAUGCCUCCUACUAAGAGGAUAUACAAAGCAGAAUUCUUCUGAUGGUGAUGCUGGCUUCUUUGGGUCUGGUAGUUACAACUUUAAAUAGGAAGUCAGAAAACACAAAUUCCCAUCCUAAUUCCCAUAUCAGUGACCUGUCCAAAUGGGCAUUAUAAGUAAAAUAUCCUAUAGAGUGAUUCUGACUAGUAGAAUAUGUUUAUAGACUAAGAUUGGCAUUUAAUCUUUGAAGAUCUGUCUGAUGUGUCUCAAUUUUGUCAGUUUUUACUCCUUUUCACAUCUUAGUUGUAUGAUAUAAUCAUUAUUUUCCAGAGUACAGUGGAUAUCAUAGUUCUACAGAUUUUUAAAGAUGAGGAUUUGAAAAACUUCCAAAGGUUUUUGUUAAAAGGCGAUUUUCCUCAAUAAAAUGACAACUAUUGUUUUCACAGAUCCACACAUCACAAGUAGGACAAUAUCAUAGAAGAAUGAUGUAUGAUUGCUCCACAGCAGUCAGCAAAAGGGAUAAUUGGAUAAUCUUCACUUGUGAAACUUCAGAGGUACCUGAAAGUCAUUUCCUAAAGUUAGUGCAUGUGAGUCUUUUUCCUUGAAUUGUGCAGAAUAAUUGGAUGUGGCACACAUUUUGGGGAAUAGGAAGUGAAAUGGUAUAAUGACUGCAGAGCGAGUGAUUUUGAAAUGUCGCAAGAAGAAACAAGUUUUCUUCCUCCACUUCACUGUCUGACUAUUUGGGUCAGGAAGUUGCUAUGACAUACAGAUCUCUUUGUGCUAGGCCAAGAUUGGCCAACUGAAAUAGAGUUCUCAAAGAGUUUGAAUAUAUAGAUUGUGUAUGAGCACCUAUUUUAUCCUUUUCUUUACUAUCUUAAUGCCCUUUCUACUUCUGAAACAAUUCAUCCAUUUUGCUUCAUGACCAGGUUUAAUUCCAGUUUGAGAAUAAUAGCACUCCUAGAAAUUGAUACAAAACAGCAUUGAAAUACAUUUUUCAAAUGAUACCUAAAAGCAUCUACCCAGCUUAGAAUUGAACUGAAUUUCUAUGAAAGAAAGUUAUUGUUUUAAAUGCUAAUUAUGUUAAAACUAUUUAAUUCUAAAAACUAUGUCUUAAACAUAUUCCAAAAGUUUCACUUUUGGAGGCUAUUCCUUUAAAAAGGCAUAUUGAACAUAGAUGGGAAAGUGUAAAAUAUUUCUGAUAGAAUUAUUCAGUAUUAUUCAACAUUUAAUUUCAUGUUUGUUGUUGUACCACAAGGAUAGUGUCAUUCUUGGAUUAAAAUGUUGGACCUUUUGUUAAUAUACUUAAAAUUGUAACCAGUGAUAACACCCUUAGUAUUUUUUAUUAUAGAUUAUAUUUUAUUUCAAUAAACUUUGAUAUUUAGACCAAACAA